Messenger RNA from Cladocopium goreaui, 4613 nucleotides. Lineage: Eukaryota; Dinophyceae; Suessiales; Symbiodiniaceae. The record is from the annotation of a GenBank genome assembly.
AUGGUACCACCCUGGCCGGCUGCGGCGCCCUUCCCAGCCUCCUUCCCCACUGGCAUUUGGCCGCCGGGUGUCCAAACGCCAGGAAGGCAGCAGGGGGCACCUAUGGCUUUCCAACGAAGCCAGGGGCCCCAGGUGACCCAGGUGCCCCAGGGGCCCCAGCACCGCCAGGUGCCCCAGGGGCCCCCAGGCCCGGGGCCAAGGCGAAUAGAGAUGCCACAGGUGAGUUCCGGGCCGGAGCAAGGCAUGGCAGCUGCAGCUGGAGGCUCAGGCCGCCCAAACAUCGUUUGCACAAGCGGUGAGUAUGGUGCACGAGCCCAGGAUUUCGAUGGGAUGUGGGAAAUGGAUUUCUCCCCCCAGACCUGGGCCAGAGUGUUGGCCCUUACUGCGGUGGGUUUUCUUCUGUUGCUGAGAGGCAGCCGAGGAGCUCUCCAGUCUGAGCUGCAGGCCGCCGCAUCAAAGGUGCUUCCAGCGAUUUUCUAUGCUGCGAGGCAGCUGGAAGUGCUCCUCCACAGCGACGGAGCUGCGACGCAGCCUCCGGUGGCGGUGAAGGUGACGCAGGUGAUGUGCGAAGAGACAAGGACCGCCCCUGACCCGGAACCUGCGAAGGUGGAAAAGACGGCGUCAGCCGCGCCCGAGCCCGAAGCUGAUCCGGACGACACCACGCAUGUGCCAGAGAAGGAGCCAGAGCACGAGACGUACCUGGAAAUGGACGGCCGCGUGAUGUCGCUGGAGCAGCUUUGUCAAGAGGUUGGUGCGCGGAGAGUGUGCAGCCCUCGAAGUUCAGCCUCUGCUUCGGAUGAAGUACUGAUGGAGGACCUAAGGCCUGCUGAAGACGCAAUGAAGACCCCUACAGAUGCAGGCAGCCCUGACACAAAAGCGACGUCACCUGUGACUUCCACCAUCAAGGGAGCGCCGCGGAAGUGGCGAGGGCGACGGGAGGUGCGGCCGGAACCCAUUUUGGAGGAGACAGCAGGGGCGGAACAGGCGGAGCCUCCGCAUGAGCUGCCUGAGGGCAUUGUUUUUGAACUCUGCUUGCUGAACACCGAUCUCGCGGUCCAAUCUCGUCAGCGUUUGCGCGUGACUCUCAGUUCUGGGCCGGAGAUUUGUGCAGAAACCAAUUGGCUAAGCAUCCAGAAGAAACUCCAGGAAUUUUGCAAAAAGAGAGGCUGGUGCAACUGCAAGGUCCAGUACAACAAUGGAUCAGCACUGGAGGAGUUGUGUGAUUCAAACAGCCUGAGGCGUUUGUUUGAGUUGCACAGGGAGGCCCUGCUUCGUGACGCUGUAGAACUGCUGUUGUAUGUUGUUCCAGAUCCAACCGAUGAUACACCUCCAUCUGUCAUUGAUGGAGAGGAGAUUGUCUUGGAAGCGGACCAACAGGGCAGCCCGAUUCUCCUGAAUCUGCGGUCAGAUGUUCUGCUUGGAGAAGGAGGUUUUGGUCAAGUCUGGCGGGUCCGGGACACAGAAAGCCAGACUGCAUAUGGAGUCAAGAUAGUCAAGUCGUCGCUUCGCGACGGAAGGUCUCAGGAACACAUGGAGACAGAAAUUUCCGCUUUGCUCAAGCUGAACCAUCCCAACAUCAUCAAGGUCUUGCAGCACGGGUACAUCUUGGAUCCUGUGCGUGGCCGCCUUCCGGCAUACAUGAUGGACUUGGGCAGAUGUUCGGUGCAGGAUUUGCUGGAGACAGGAUGGCACACAAAGGCAGCUGCAGAGGCUGCCCAGAGAGACAUGAGUUCCGCCCUGCAACAUUUUCAUGCUGCCGGCUUGGGGCACAUGGAUGUGAAGCCGGCGAACUGGCUUGUGGCCAACAAGUUCACAGGAAGUCUUGGAGAAACCCAGCUGGAACUCAAAUUGAUAGAUGCCGGUGGGGCCGGAAGGCUUGGAAAGGAUAAAGUGACAUCGUUUACUGCCGACUACGCGCACCCACUCCAUCGAGGUGAGUUCCCAUCAGGAUUUCAUAACUAUUGCUCAGGCUUGAGAAACUUUUUGAUGCGCGUGCAUGCUUUUUUUGAUUGGUAUGGCCUGCGCAAGGCAAUUUACGUUCUUUCAAGUUUUGACUCUGAGAGCAAGGUUCACCCGUACCGUCGGGCCUUUCAAAAAGCGGCAGCCGCUGUGGAUAGUGACAGAGUCUUCUUCAUGGACGCAGUGCGCGAAAAUGGCUGGGUCCUAUUCUAUGCCUGCAAAACAGUCCAGAAUGACAAAGAUGUUGUCAUGGAAGCAGUCCGCCAAACUGGCUUUGCGCUAGCAUGUGCCUCUGAGGCUCUCCGGGGUGACAGGGAGGUUGUCAUGGAAGCUGUCCGCCAAAAAGGCUUUGCGCUGCAAUAUGCCUGUGUGAAAUUCAGGGGUGAUAAGGAGGUUGUCCUUGAAGCAGUUUGUCAAAAUGGCCUUGCAUUAGAUUUUGCCUCUGAUGAACUCAAGGCUGACAAGGAGGUUGUCGCCAAAGCAGUCCGCCAAAAUAGCCGCGCCCUGGGCUAUGCCUGUGUGAAAUUCAUGAGUGACAAGGAUUUUAUCAUGAACGCAGUGCACCUGAAUGGCUUUGCGCUGGAACUUGCUUGCGACACACUCCAGGGUGACAAGGAGGUUGUCACGGAAGCAGUCCGCCAAAAUGGCACCGCGCUAGAAUAUGCCUCUGAGGACCUCAAGGGUGACAGGGAGGUUGUCCUGGAAGCAGCUCGACAAGACGGCCAUGCGUUAGCUUAUGCCAGCCAGGAGCUCAAGGGUGACAAGGAAGUGGUCAUGCAAGCAGUUCGUCAAGAUGGCCUUGCACUACUUCAUGCCUCUGAGGAACUCAAUGGUGACAAGGAAGUUGUUAUGGAAGCAGUCCGCCAAGAUGGUCGCUUCCUGCUUUAUGCCUCUCUGGCCCUCAAGAGUGACAAGGAGGUUGUCAUGGAAGCAGUUCGCCAGAAUGGCCGCACACUGAAAAAUGCCUCUCAGAAACUCAAAGGUGACAAAGAGGUUGUCAUGGAAGCUAUCUGCCAGGAUGGCUCCUUGCUAGAGUAUGUCUCUCAGCACCUCAAGGGUGACAAGGAGAUUGUCAUGGAAGCAGUUCGCCAGAAAGGCACUUUGCUAGAACUUGCCUCUGAGGAACUCAAGGGUGACAAUGAGGUUGUCAUGGAAGCUAUCCGCCAGGAUGGUUCGUUGCUCAAACAUGCCUCCCAGAAACUCAAGGGUGACAAGGAGGUGGUCAUUGAAGCAGUUCGCCAGAAUGGCUCUGCGAUCGAAUAUGCCUCCAACGAGCUCAAGGGUGACAAGGAGGUUGUCAUGGAAGCAGUUCGCCAGAAUGGCUCCUUGCUCCUAUAUGCCUCCCAGGAACUCAAGGGUGACAAGGAGAUUGUGUUAGAAGCAGUCCGCAAGUAUGGCUUUGCGCUAAAAUUUGCCAGCCGAGAACUCCAAGGUGACACAGAGGUGGUCAUGCAAGCAGUCUGCCAGAAUGGCCUUGCACUACAAUAUGCCAGCCGGGAACUCAGGGCUUUGGGUUGGCGCCACCGAAGGUUCGGGUGGAGGGCGCGAUUGAAGGCUUUGAUCAUGGGAGCAGUGCGGCAGGAUGGUUUUGACAUGAAUUUGGCUUGCAAUACAUCUCAGAGUCACAAGAAGGUUGUCAUGAAAGCAGUCCGCCAAAAUCCUUCUGCGCUAAAAUAUGCUGGUGAUAAAUUCAGGAAUGACAAGGAGUUCGUCAUGGAAGCGGUCCGUCGAAAUGGCUUCGCGAUCAAAUAUGCCUCUAAGGAACUCCAGAGUGACGAGGAGGUUGUCAUGGAAGCUGUCCGCGAGCAGGAGGCACCGGAGACGCGCGAAGAAAGGAUCGCCAGACUCAUCGCCGAAAUGCAGGAUGACUGGAGCUGGGGAGCUGGUGAACCCAAGGCCGCCCACGACGGCUGCAUCUACUUCGCCGGCGCGCCGCCGCGACGGAGAGCCUCCACGGAGCCGUUGGAGGCUCCGCCGGUGCCAGCGGCGCCGGUGCCGCCCGUGCGAAGCGGCAGGGCUUGGCGCGCCGGAGGCAGCGUAGCAUCUUCCAAAGCUGCCUUUGAUGAGGAUCCAGAUCUGGCGGCGCUUGAAGCCAGGCUGGAGGAGGGGACGUUUCUGAUGGCGAAGCCCGUGCGCUUUCGACCCGGUGGAUGUUUCGUGCGACUACCAGGCGGCCAGGAAGCCUUCCUACCUGUGGAGCACUUCUCACCAAGCACCGAGGCCUCGACCAAUGCGGUGAGGCAAGCAGUGAACAAACUGAGCCGUGACGGCAAGCUCCGCGUGCGCGACAUCGGCAGCGACCGGGUCUCCAUGCUGAAAGCGCACGAGGAAGCCCUUCGAGGGCAGGAGUUGGACGCAAGGCGGCGGAAGAUGGAGGAAGGCAUUGAGAAACUGCGAGAGAACUACAACCCAAACAAAGUGAUGGUUGGCUUCGUCUCAUCCGUACAGAAGAAUGGCAUCUUCGUGAGUGUCAUCGAUGGCUUGGAUGCACUCAUACCGCUCAAAGAAUUGCCCUCAAAAUUCCUCGAGGAAGAUGGGGAGGUUCAGAAGCCAACCCUGGCAGUUGGACAGGCGGUGCAGUUUCGCAUCAUCCGCUACUCUUGGCAAUCGGAUGGCUUCGUGGCAACCAUGAUGCCGCUGGCCGCGCGUUCCAG